CUCAACUCAUUCCAUUGGAUUAUAUUGAUCAUAUUUAUAUGCCACAAAAUAUAUUCGAUUCUCUUAAUCAAUCAACACGGACAUCAAUCAAAGCAGUUUUUGAAAACCGUAUCACCAUCACUCAACAUGAAAGCGUAGACAAACCUGAUGGUGUAUUUGGUCCUACGCCUCCAACACAAGCACGAGCCGAUUAUCAAGAUUUUGUUGUCAAGGAAUUAAUCCAACGAUUUGGCAAUCGUGACGAGAAGUCUCAGCCAAGGCCUGUUGAAGGUAUCGUCGUUACUAUCCCGUCAACCAGCUUUACUGAACAUUCAGUUUUGCCUUUGAGAAUUUCUCAAGCUUACAAGCAAUAUUGCCGUGAUCAUAAAACAUCAUCUGUUGACAAAACUAUUUUUAUCUAUUGGCAAGUAAUGAAUGGAGAUAUGAUGUUGACAUUAUCCAACGAACACAUCGAUUUACAUCAGGAAAAACCAAAUUUCAGUUGCUUAAUAUGUUACAUCGCCGAAACGCCAGAAUCAAAGAAUACUCAGUAUCACGAACAGCCAUCGUAUUUGAAUAUUGGUUCUCCGUUUCAACAUGACUUAGUCAUGAAAAAGCAUACAUAUGCUGCUAGUUCAAAUCGAUUCUAUGUCGGAUGUAAUACUGGAGAUUUUUUAACAUUGUGUCUCGAGAUUCAACUAUCAACUGGAAAAGUUAUUCUGUCGCAUGCUGGUUCAAAUUCAAUUUAUAAUCGGACAACUAUUACUUAUAAAUCUGAUAAAUCACAACUUAAUUUAGCCGCCUUGGAAUUUCUUCAUGUAAGCGCUGGUACUCGCAUAGUGCCAAUUCGAAAUUUAAUGAUCUGUUUCGAGAAACAACCUGAUUUACAUCCAACAGCUGAUACACAAUUUAGCAAAACGUCGAGCGCGCUCGAUGAAAUGGGCGUUUUAUUACCAUUAAACUAUCAGAUAAUGCCAGCACGCACAAUGCCAAAUAUUCGCAUCCUUGUCGCUUCUCUGAGCUCUGUCGAAAUCGUGAAGCGCACUUAA
Adineta steineri is the source of this 1028-nucleotide messenger RNA. NCBI's taxonomy places the organism in Eukaryota, Metazoa, Rotifera, Eurotatoria, Adinetida, Adinetidae. The record is from the annotation of a GenBank genome assembly.